This is a messenger RNA of Erpetoichthys calabaricus (reedfish), 5125 nucleotides long. RefSeq names its product upstream stimulatory factor 2-like. Lineage: Eukaryota; Metazoa; Chordata; Cladistia; Polypteriformes; Polypteridae. Gene Ontology annotation, biological process: regulation of transcription by RNA polymerase II. The transcript has 10 exons. Gene Ontology annotation, molecular function: protein dimerization activity; DNA-binding transcription factor activity, RNA polymerase II-specific; RNA polymerase II cis-regulatory region sequence-specific DNA binding. Bases 457 to 1398 code for a protein of 313 amino acids. The record is from RefSeq and is a predicted model, not a curated record.
UUCGGCGCCCCCCUCGCGCAUUGAUAUUAACAAAAAAUGAAAACGAGGCAGCCAAAAUCACCGUGAAUAUAAAUCUAAGCUUAUUAUACAAUACAAAAAAAAAAGGCUAACGAUGUUGGAGAACAUCACAGACGACCCCCUUCAAGGUUCCCUCGUCUUUGCGAUCACAGCGGGUGAUUUCGGCUGUUACUCUUGCACCCUCCUUCCCCCCUCUUCCCUCCACCUCCUCUUUGCAGUCGCCUAUGACACGGCUCUGAGCAAACUCAGUACGAGAGUGAACGAGAGCGAGCGAGUGAGUGAGAGAGACAGACAAGCGCUCUCCAUUUUCUCCAAGCCUGAUCUCUCCUCACGUGUCCUGGAAAGGGGAUCUCACAUGACCUGUGUGUUUGUCCCCGUGAUCAAAACUUCCAUCUCCUGUCUGAAAUUCACAUUUUAAAUACAAACCUAGGUCCCCACAUGGACAUGCUAGAUCAGAGUUUGGAUACAGCCUCCAGCCACGAAAAAGGACAAGACUCAGAGGAGGUAGUGCAUCUGCAGGAAGGUGACGGAACGGGAGCUGACGAGCAAACAGCUGUGGCUAUUGCCAGCGUUCAACAGGCCGCCGCAUUUGCAGAUCACAACAUCCAAUACCAGUUCCGCACAGAAAACAGUGGUGGGCAGGUAACAUACAGAGUGGUGCAGGUGACAGAUGGACAGCUGGACGGCCAAACAGACGCUACUGGGGCAGUCAGCGUUGUUUCCACUGCAGCAUUUACAGGGGGACAGCAGGCCGUUGCGCAGGUGGCAGUGAUUCAGAACCCUUUUAGUAAUGGUGGCAGCCCUGCAACAGACAGUGGUGAGACAAGGUUUGCAUACUUCCCUGCAUCCACAGUCGGUGAUGGCACAGCCACUGCAGUUUCGGUGCAGACUGCAGACCAAACGUUGGCACAGGCUGGAGGGCAAUUCUACGUGAUGAUGACACCGCCAGAUGUUCUACAGUCUGGCACACAGAGGACCAUUGCACCCAGAACGCACCCCUAUUCUCCGAAGAUGGACGGCCCAAGAACACCUAGAGAUGAAAGGAGGAGAGCACAACACAAUGAAGUUGAAAGACGACGGAGAGACAAAAUAAACAAUUGGAUUGUGACAUUGUCUAAGAUCAUUCCAGAAUGCAACACUGACAACAGCAAGACUGGAGCUAGUAAAGGAGGUAUCCUGUCCAAGGCAUGUGACUACAUUAGGGAGCUGAGACAAACCAACCAGAGACUCCAGGAAAGCUUCAAGGAAGUGGAAAGAGUCCAGGUGGACAAUGAGCUCCUCAGGCAACAGAUAGAAGAAAUGAAAAAUGAAAAUGCACUUCUCCGAGCUCAGCUACAGCAGCAUGGAAUUGAAGUAGUGGGAGAGUCUGCUGGACAAUAACUAUCAACAGGUCAAGGAGGAAAUGACGCGCUGAGAUCCGCCCCACUCCCUUUAUGCUGCGUGAAGUCUCUAACACCACGUAUUUCAAGAGGAGAUAAAAGAGAGGAGAGAGAAAUAAAAGGCCCCAAAUUCCAGUGUCAUUAACCUUUCAUUCAGAAAGUGAUAUCUGAAGCUGACUUUAAAUAUUUGGAUUAUGGGUGGUGCUGUUGGCAAAGAAAUCUGAUUGAUGUACUUGGUGAGUGUAGGUUGGAGCAAUUUUUUGUCCCAAAUCAGUUAAAUGCUGUUAAGACGGCCCCAUCCUAGUGGUUGGAUGUUUACUAUAAAUUACAAUAUUUGAAUGUAGGUUGCAGCAUUAUACGUGGGGCUGCAGCAUUGUCACUAUACAACCAAUGAAGGAGAUGUUGUGGUUGAAGAAGUACAAUUGGCUAGUCUUCCUAGUGCAAAUUUUCUGCAAGAAUAUAUUGAUGCAGAGGUUAAAGGCUAAAGUUAAAGCCCACCCCCAAGUGGAUUUUACCUCUUUAGUAAAGUUUAACUGGUGCUCUUCGUCAUGAAACCAGAACAAGAUGGUCUGCAGUGUUAUGUAGGGUUUUUAAUAUCACAUUUAAGAAAUGGAAUGGAAUGGCUGGUGCUUGAUUGGAAUCAAAAGCCAUAAUAGUAAAGAUGAAGUGAAGGUUGAAAAGGAGCAUUGUACGUGCUUUAAAAAAAAGUACAUCAGUUUAGAGCUUUACGUGAAUGACGAUGAGGAUAAAGUAACAACGUCAUUUUUGCAAAGAGGAAGUUGCCAGACUGAUAAAGUGAACAAUGUGCCUCACAAGCAGAUCGGUGACCCUUUCUGCCUCUUUCUUGCUCGCUUUUCUAUGUGUACAGAAUGAUUAAUUAUAAGUUUUAUAUUUAUGGUAUUAUGUUGUUGUAGAUAUUUGUGGAUGUAGAAAAGUGCAGAAAUUCAAACCUUGCCGCGCCAUCAGCAAAAAUUUUUAUUUUGUCCAUUUUCUUUUCUAGACACCGUAAAUCACCAGAAAUCAUUCUAGCAGUAAAUAUAAUCAUGUUGAUAUAUAAAAAACGGCAAAUUAAAACAAUAAAGUGUAUUUGCUGCUGCAACAUUUGAUGAUGUGUAGCACUGCAUGCAGCACUUUUCAUGUCCACUGUUGUAAAUUGAGCCAGUUGUGAGGGUUUUGGAUAAUGUGUAGAAUUAGUCAUGUUUCGAUGUAUAUCUGUGUCUUUCAUUACAUUUUGUACAUAGUUACAAAACAAAAUAACCGAAGUGUGAAUAGUUGAGUCUGAGUGAUCCUAAGAACAUCUUUGUACAGAAUCCCCAAAUAUAAGAUGAACAAUAAACCAGCCAUUCCUUUGGUAGUCAAUGAAAGCCUUAAAACUGACACAGAGAUGCAUGUCUUAAGGGCAACAGUUGGUCACAAACACUGCAGACAUCUAUCUUCUAUUUCCCUUUCAGUUCAUUUUAUGUUACGUUAUGUUUUCUUGUGCACAAAUAUAGUGAAUAUUUACAAAGAAGAAAUACCUUUUCCACCAAACCCCAACCCUCUGGCCCACCUUUCAUCAGCUUCAUCAUUAUAACAAACGUACUGAGUUUUAAUGUGAUCUGUGUUAGUAGUGAGUGUGUAACAUUACAAAAUCAAGUUAACAUAUAAAGAUUUUAAAGUUUAUGUUUGAAGAGACUUACAUUUACCUUGGGCAACAUUAAUAACCCGGUUGGCUCAUGGAAACCCAGCAGCUUGCUUGAAGAGAAAACUAACAUUAAAUGAAGACCUUAAGGAUGCAUAGAAAGUAACAGAUCAAUAUUCAAAGGAGUAGACUUGUGACAAAUGUUGUCAGACUGGGAUUUAAUAGGAAAAGUAAAUUGAUGAAGGGAAAGCGUUCUGUUGUAGCUUUCGAAUAAAACGGAGGCAAGACUAACUUCAAAUUAAGUAAGAUAAGGUUUUGGAGCAAAAUGUCCGGUCAAAGGCUUCACUUUAUAUAGCAGCUUUAGUGGAAAGUAAGUUUGCUACACAUUUAAAAGAUUUGUUUUUGUUACUAUGGGUUUAGGUAUGACACUUCAGAUUUUUUUUCAAUUUUCACAUUGUAGUUAAAGGCUUUUAUUUAGUUUUACAAAUAUCACAAGGUGUUAUAAUGAGUGGCAUUUGGAAGGCGUUUUGGUAAUAAUGUGGGAUUCUGUUUGAAGUUGCAUUUCAAGAGCACUUUUUCUUUAGUGAGGUGGAGAAAGGAUUGUGUGUGUGUGUGUGUGUGACAUUUUCUGCUGAUGUUUCAAAUGGUACCAAACAUGCGAUAUAACUUUAAAACUAGACACUUUAUAUAUAAUUAAAGCUUUUUUUUUUAUUGUUAGACUUCAUCAAUAAUGGUACAUUUUUGCAAACGGUGUAUCAAAUGUGAUCAUCUUAAUUUAUUCCUGUUAACAUGUACCACUGUGAAAGGCCGUAUGUGAUUCAGUGAUUUACACUGGGCGUGCAUCCUCCUGACAUUCAUCACUUUCUGCUGUAGUAGAAGCAACGGCGUACAUUCAGGUUUGUCUGUUUUGGAAAAUGUUUAGAGAGUUUUUGGCUUUGUGAAAUGUCCAGACUAACAAGUUUCUGUUUGUCUAUAUUCCGUUUAAAAUCCCCAACUUGUAUGACUAAAGGGAAAUAAAAAUUGAAAAGGUAUUCAGUAGGUUUCUUUUCAUGCUGACCCCUGCAUAAUUAUUUAGAAAUGUUCUGCACAACCUGUGCGCACACACAGUAUGAUGAUAAGGUGUAUGAGCCUCGUGUAAUCUGGUAUUUUGAACAUCAGCAGGUGCUUCCAAAAAGGUGAAGAAAUUAGCAAGGCACAGAUUAUUUAAUGCACUUCAAGGUCCAUCUUUUAUCUAAUGAACGGUUUUAUUUCUUGAAUCUCAUGUGACAGAGGCAGUGGUCUCCAAAUCAGAGGAAGUCAUCGCCGCGAACAGUGGAAUUAAAAAACGGGGCUUGUGGCAGUGUUGAGGUGCGAUUCUACUUCACUUAACAUCAUUUGAGUUUAUUGUGAAAUGAUGCUCUUACUGAGCCCUAGAAAAUGUUCAGCCCUCUAGGAUUUCAAUGGUAACAGCAUCACCCUGUCCUUUAUCUGCCAACUGGAGUUCAUUUUUAUACUUGCAGCUUUUUCACUCGAGUCAAAGGAAGGCCAUGUUUUUUGUGGCCUGUGGUGUGUAUAUAUAAUGCAUUCAAACAGGAUCUCGUGAAGGACAGAGAAUGAACAUGCAUCUGUGAAACGAAAUGGCUGGACUCAUUCAUUUGAGAGGAUGGAUAUUUUCCAAUUUGCCAUCUCCAUUUUUGCUUUCUCAAACUAUUUACCGGACUUCUUACAUUGUAGUAUAGCUGUGACAGCUGAACAGUGUAUAAAGGAGCUGAAAUAUUUUAGACUUUCUGAGGAAGGUGGGGGCGAGGGAAAGAAUAUAAAAGCAAAAAUUGCAGUUUGAUUUAUUUUUGUUUUUCCUACAUCUUGGAGCCCCUUUUAGUAAUAUUAGCAUGAUACGACUAACCCACGGCUAAGGACUUUGAUAAAAACAAAACGGCCAAUUGUGAACCAUCCCCUUUUUUCCUAAACAAGUAAGUAACAGCAGUAGCAGCCAAUGCUAGAGGCAGAAAUAAUGUGGAGACAUUCGGCCCAAACCAUUGGUUGUUUACAGCUAAGAGCCAAUCACAUUGUGGUUUUUUUUUUUUUUUUUUUUGUAUCAUUGCAAAAUAAACAAUGGCUAAUUUCUUUG